AUGAAACUGGACUCCAAAGCUGCCCUGUCCACGCCUCUCGUGGUGGCCAUCACUUCUCAUGACCUCAGCCGGGCUCAGGAAUACGCCAAGACCCAUGGCAUCCCCAAGGCUUAUGGCUCGUAUGCAGAACUGGCUGAGGAUCCAGAUGUUGAUGUGGUGCACAUAGGGGUGGUGAAUCCAUAUUACCUCCCGUCUACCCUCCUCUUCAUCCAGGCUGGGAAGAAUGUGCUCUGCGAGAAGCCAAUCGGCAUGAAUACUGCUGAGGUGAAGACAAUGGUGCGGGCAGCUUGGGAAAAGAACGUCUUCCUCAUGGAGGUUUGAAGAAAAGCCCCAUCCUGACCCAUGCAGACAGCGAGCUGGUCAAUUCCAUCCUGGAAGAAGCUUGGCGGCAAGGGGAAGUGUCAUACUCUCAGGACAAAGUGUGACACACUCUGUUUCCCCCUCCUGGAAUCCUGGGGGCUCCGUAUUCUUUGCUCUGUCAAAAUGUCCAUGUGGGCAGACUCUCAGCUGGACAGGCUCUCAACGGGAGGAUGGAGGACAAGACAAUUA
Messenger RNA from Rhineura floridana, 549 nucleotides. Its product is annotated as trans-1,2-dihydrobenzene-1,2-diol dehydrogenase-like. Gene Ontology annotation, molecular function: D-xylose 1-dehydrogenase (NADP+) activity; nucleotide binding. Gene Ontology annotation, biological process: D-xylose catabolic process. Bases 1 to 321 code for a protein of 106 amino acids. The record is from RefSeq and is a predicted model, not a curated record. The transcript is spliced from 4 exons. Lineage: Eukaryota; Metazoa; Chordata; Lepidosauria; Squamata; Rhineuridae.